Mollisia scopiformis is the source of this 1622-nucleotide messenger RNA. Its product is annotated as alpha/beta-hydrolase. The transcript has 5 exons. The record is from RefSeq and is a predicted model, not a curated record. Bases 43 to 1485 code for a protein of 480 amino acids. NCBI's taxonomy places the organism in Eukaryota, Fungi, Ascomycota, Leotiomycetes, Helotiales, Mollisiaceae.
CCACUGCUCAAGUAUCCCGCAACGACAAAGCCAUACAAAGGAAUGAUCUUGACAAAUCCGGGUGGGCCUGGGGAUUCAGGGGUAGCAGCGGCACUUGGCCUAGGUAAAGAAUUAUCCGCAGCGUUCGGAACGAGCUAUGAUUUUGUGGGUUUUGACCCUCGAGGUGUUGGAUAUAGUCUCCCAUCCGGGAUCUGUGUUGGAUCUGGGGCAUCCCCUCAGAAGCGCCGCUCUAUCGAAACCAUCCCAGUGGGACGUGGACCCGAAAUACCAGAAUUGUUUCUCGAGGCAGCCUACCAGAACGCAACCGUGAACGGGGAGAUCUGCCAAGAGCAGAUUGGAGGUCCAAAUGAUGCUGGUCCGCACAUGACAACAUCGGUCAAUGCCAAAGACAUGAUCUCAAUCCUAGAUGCCUUCGCAGCAAGUCCCGAAGCUGUUGGAGUUGAGAAUGCGACUGAUCUAAACUAUUGGGGCUUCAGUUACGGCACGUUUCUGGGACAAACUUUUGCAUCGAUGUUUCCGGAUCGUGUUGGCCGGAUGGUUAUCGAUGCUGUGGUGGAUCCGGAAGACUAUAUCUUGAUGCAGGAUGAGAAGAUGAUUCAGUUCAGCGAUGAAACGUUUUCUACGUUCUUUAUUUACUGUUUCUUGGCUGGUGAUGCCUGCCCAUACUUUACCGGCUCCUCACCUUACGACGUUUAUCUUCGAUUCGCCGACACCGUUUCAAAGCUUGAUGUAGACCACGCCUUUAGUCACGGUUGGCAGAAUGCCACUGACUUAUACUUGCUUCUCGAAGAUGUUAAGCUCACCUUGUUUGAAGGUAUCUACUCGGCCAUAGAGAAUUUCCCUACAAUGGCGCAAACGCUCGUGAUGGUGGAACAAGCAUUGAAGAACUUGACGUCCGCGUCUCUUGGAACUUUUGAGACUUAUGUCAAUAGUUAUCUGCCAAUCGUUGGCCAAUCUCCAGCUAUCUUUUGCACGGAUGGUGGCAAUCUAUUGUUUAACUCGACGUUGAAGGACAUGUCAUUCAUCACAGCGUCUCUCAAAAGUCAGACUUGGGUAUCUGGAGAGAUACUUUCAGUCACUCGGAUCGACUGCGCGGGCUGGUCGAUCAAGGGGACUGAGAGAUAUGCCGGUCCUUUUGGUGGCGACACCAAAAAUCCAAUGUUAUUCGUGAGCAAUACUCGGGAUCCAGUCACACCAGUGUACAAUGGACAGAAAUGGAGCCAUCGAUUCAAGGGUGCUCAGCUUUUAACUGUAGACGGCACGGGUCACACGUCGCCCAUUACAAAAAACACAUGCGCAUUUCAAAAGAUUGGCAACUACUUCAAGACAGGCGAGCUUCCUGGGAACGAUAACUUCUGCAAGUUGGAAGUAGGCCCAUGGAACGUUACGAUUCCGCAGGGGAUGGAGAAUGUGAACGGCUGGCGUGAUAUACAAGAUGGUCUUGCAUCUCUCAGAGCACCAGCCCCAUGUCGGUCGCGAUACUAGAGCAGGGGAUAGCGGAUCAGCAGGUCCGCUUGAUCUUUGGAAGUGUGUUUGAGUAAGCUUUAAGAUGUAUAGCAUAGAUUUGAUUUUCUUUUCGAUUUUGGGGUCCUUAGAUCGUUGCUUGGAGAUCUUGUCAGGAU